Molecule: messenger RNA, 891 nt
Organism: Anopheles marshallii
Lineage: Eukaryota; Metazoa; Arthropoda; Insecta; Diptera; Culicidae
Product: integumentary mucin C.1-like
Exons: 4
Coding region: 1-891 (296 amino acids)
Source: RefSeq, a predicted model, not a curated record
AUGGCGAGAAUCGUCACAUUAGGAGUUUUGUUAGUGAUAUGUCUCGGGACAGUACAUCCCCAAUUGGUUUGCUAUCAGUGCGACGAUUGUGAGCUACAGCAAGAGAUCCCAGUCGUCUGUGGGGAUACAUACUUCACCACCACAUCACCUCCGGAUACAACCUGUCCCACCUGUGCUCCGGAACCAACGUUACCCACCACGCCGGAAUGGACAACUUCCACACCCGACACUACCUGUCCAACCUGUGCUCCAACUCUUCCCACGACUCCCAUCCCGACAACUUCCACACCCGAUACUACCUGUCCAACCUGUGCUCCAACUCUUCCCACAACGCCCAUCCCGACAACUUCCACACCGGACACUACCUGUCCCACGUGUGCACCAACGCUUCCAACCAGUCCCAUACCGACCACCUCAACGCCAGAAGAGACCACGUUCCAUACUUCUACCCCCGAUACCACCUGUCCGACGUGUGCCCCAACACUUCCCACUACGCAUCCUCUCACCACCUCAACACCGACAAUGCCACCUCCAACACCGACGACACCAACGCCGACAACACCAACGCCGACGACACCUACCCCGCCAUCCUGCCCGGCUGGGUGUUGUCCAUGCUAUGGGGCUCGUUCCACGUCCAUCUUUGCGAUGGCAGCUAAGGCGACCAAGAACUCUCUGAUGGAUGAAUUCGAAGAUGACAUUCGUUCACCACGUCAGUUACCACUUCCGGUCUACGUAUGCUACACUACCGAACGAUUUGUGAACCAACGACGCGUAAUCAGUCGAGGUUGCACCAAGCGACAGCAGUCGCUCACCGACACCUGCACACAGCUCAGCGGUGGACAACCGUACGAACAGUGUUCGCUCUGCUCGUGGCAGCUGUGCAACCGAUAG